Phyllotreta striolata is the source of this 1602-nucleotide messenger RNA. The record is from the annotation of a GenBank genome assembly. NCBI's taxonomy places the organism in Eukaryota, Metazoa, Arthropoda, Insecta, Coleoptera, Chrysomelidae.
UUUUUGAUUGUUGAUGUUGUGUUGAAGAAAAUUAAAAGCGGUGUUAUUUUGUAAUUUAUAAAUUAUAUUGUUUCAAAAUGGGCGAAGACGAUUAUGAAAACGUGGAGAUACCUAAGAAACGACGACACAGAAAGAAACAUUUGUACAAUUCUAUUCUCAAGUUAAUGGAAUUUUACUUCAGCGAUUCUAACCUAUCAAAGGAUCGUUUUUUAAUUCAGCAGAUCAACGAGUCUCCUUAUGUUGAUUUGAGCAUUUUUUUAAAGUUCAACAAAAUCCGAAAAUUAAAUUGCGAUAUUGAAGAUAUCCGUAAAGCCAUAGGUAAAUCAGAGUUAAUAGAACUAUCCGAAGACAGAGACAAGGUGAAACGAAAGUUACCUAUUAAAUUUAACGAAAAUGUAGACAAAUGCACGAUAUAUGUAGAAAACAUCAAAGCAGACGCUGAUCACGAGUGGAUCUCUCAGUUAUUCUCAGAUUUCGGUAAAGUAGUUUAUGUAUCAAUUCCAAAAUACAAGCAUAAUAAAACCAACAAAGGUUUCGCCUUUGUUGAAUUCCAAGAUGAAGAAGGAGCCCAGAAUGCUUUGACUUAUUUUGAAACCAUCGGUUGUAAAAUGCCCUCCGAAACUAGCCCGGAAAAUUUAAAAAGCAUACAAACUUUCGAGGAUGGCAACGAACAAAAUGAAGAGGUUGACAAAAAUACAAACAAAAAUGCUGAUUCAAAUGAAAUAAAGUUAGAAGAAGAGUCGAAAACUUUAAGUGAAGUUAAGAAUGAAGAAAAUAAUGGCAGUGAAAUGGUUGAGCAAAGUACUGAUGAAAGUGUACAAGUCAAGAGAAAAUUAGAAGAAACGGCAGAAGAAAGUGCGAGUAAGAAGCAAAAAAUAGAAAAUAUUGAUGAAAAAUUGGUAGAAGAGGAAAUUCAGGCUGUUGAGAUGGAAGAUACAGAAAACAAAAAGAAGAAGAAACAUAAAAAAGAUAAGAAAAAGAAUUUGAUCCAAGAAUUAGGGAUUCAGGUUCUAUCUAAGCCAGAAUGGAAGAAAAUGAGGAACAGAUAUUUAGACUUGCAGAAAAAGAAAAUGAAAGAAUUCAAGCAGUAUUUAAACAGACAAAAAUAUAGCCAAAGAAAUUACGAUAAAUCCAGGAAACAACAACAAACUGAUGUGGCACAAUUCAAGGAAGAACCCAAGGAGAAUUCUGCGCCAAAAUUGGAAUUCCUACCAGGAGUUAUAGUUAAAUUAAAGUUACCCGAACCUGUAAUAGACAUUAAAAAAUUCAAGAACGACGCCAAGCUGGUAUCCUCCGAAAUAAAGUACAUAGACGUUCCAAUUCCAGGAUGCUCCAACGAAAUAUUCAUAAGAUUCAAUAACAACAAAGGCGCCAAGGAAUUCUGCACCAAAGACUUCACCGGAGAGAAGACCCUCUUGGAAGGGGACGAAGAGCAAACUUAUUGGGAGAAAAUCCAAGUGGACAGGGAACACAAAUUUUCCAAAAACGUUAAAAAACAAAGGGGGCGCGAGAAAUUGUUGAAGAAGGCCGAGAAAAUAAUGGCUCAGCAUAUUAAAUUCGACGAAGGCGAUUAAUGUAGUAUAAGUUUAAAAAUAAAUGUAC